Poecilia reticulata (guppy) is the source of this 5790-nucleotide messenger RNA. RefSeq names its product NOVA alternative splicing regulator 2 (gene nova2). Gene Ontology annotation, molecular function: RNA binding. The record is from RefSeq and is a predicted model, not a curated record. Lineage: Eukaryota; Metazoa; Chordata; Actinopteri; Cyprinodontiformes; Poeciliidae.
UUCAUAAUCCUAUAAAAGCUGCUGUUAUUUUUUUCUACCACACUUUUUCCUUCCACUAAACUUUCCUUUUCCAUUUGGAAACAAUAGUCUACGGUAAUUACCUUUUUCUGCCUUGCCUCUUAAGUCAGCAGGUGAUUUUCUUCUAAACUAAGUUAAUCAAGGUGUAAUUUAGUGAAUCGAUUUCACCUUACAUUUCUGAAGUAAAUCAACCUUUUCAUGAUUUUCUAAUUAAUUAUUUAAAAAGCCAAUCUUUACCUAAACGCACCUGAUGUUUUGAGCUUUAACCCGCCUGAUGGCGUGUUUCUUAUCAAAAAGUGGGAGUUUUUAGAGGGGUGGGAGGGCGACGCUUCGGGAUUUCCGAGCCGUCGUAAACGCAUCACCGGGCCCAGUGUCGUCAGCCGCUGCCCUGCGCCUCCUCCAGCAGCCAGUCAGAGGAGGGAUGCUCUGAACGCGAGACUGCAGCAUCUUCACCGAGUCAGCCGAACCGCACGCCUCUUUCUCCGCGUCUUCCUGCAGCUCCGGACCCGCGCCGCCCGCCGACUCCCCGGGGUGUCUUCAUCCGCGCCUCCUGGAGCCAGAAGCGGACAACCGCACUGAGAUUACGCUCGGAUUUUCCUCCUUUUUUUUUUUUUUUUUUUACACACACAUUACCACAACAACCCCGAUUGUUUUCCUUUUUUGUUUGUUUCGUUUGUUCCUUUGUUUUUCUUGUUUUCUUCGUUGUUCGCGGAGGAGCGCCGCCAUCCUGUUCUGCCGGACAUGAGCGGAAUGAUACACAUAUCCUAGCCCGCGUGUCUGAAGGUUCUUGGAAGAAAGAGUAUUUUUUAUUAUUAUUAUUGUUAUAGUUAUAAUAUUCCCGCAGGAAGCGGAUCCGGUGGAUUUUUGUUCCCAUCUUUCCGUCGCUGCGCAGCAUCUCAACCUGCUCCGUCCGUAAGAAAAAGGCGUAUUUCCCCCAUUCUUAAAGCGAUCUCGCUUUCUCCCAGGACUCAUCUGCACGGCUGCGCUGCGUAAAGACCAGCGGAGAAAGGGAGGAAGAAGAAAAAAAACAAAAAAAAAAAACACCACACACACACACACACACACACACACACACACACACACGCACACGGACGGGGGAUUUAAGCGCAGACGCAGCUUAAGCAUCCAAGAGCGAGCUCGAAAAUGAUGGCCGGCGGAGCUGUGCAGCAAAACGGCAUUUUCUCAAGUCCCCACCAUCACAGUCAGCAGCCGCACAUGGAGUCCGAUCCCCCGGAUUCGCGUAAAAGACCCCUGGAGACCCCGACGGAGGCCAGCAGCACCAAGCGCACAAACACGGGAGUGGCCUUCCUGCAGCCCCUAUUUGAAUCUGAAGGCAUUGUUUACCCUCAACAAGAAACUGAGACUCAUGAGGAAGGCGAGUACUUCCUGAAGGUUUUGAUUCCCAGCUAUGCUGCUGGUUCAAUCAUCGGGAAAGGAGGCCAGACCAUCGUUCAGCUGCAGAAAGAGACUGGAGCCACCAUCAAACUGUCAAAAUCCAAAGACUUCUAUCCUGGCACGACAGAGCGGGUGUGUCUGAUCCAGGGGACGGUGGAGGCGCUGAACGGCGUCCAUGACUUCAUCUCUGAGAAGGUGAGGGAGAUGCCUCAGAGCACCCAGAAGACAGAACCGGUCAGCAUCCUGCAGCCGCAGACCACCGUCAACCCGGACCGCGUGAAACAGGCCAAGCUGAUUGUCCCCAACAGCACAGCCGGCCUCAUCAUCGGCAAAGGCGGCGCUACGGUCAAGGCGGUGAUGGAGCAGUCUGGGGCUUGGGUCCAGCUGUCCCAGAAGCCCGAGGGCAUCAACCUGCAGGAGCGCGUGGUCACCAUCAGCGGCGAGCCGGAGCAGAACCGCAAAGCCGUGGAGAUCAUCAUCCAGAAGAUCCAGGAAGACCCGCAGAGCUCCUCCUGCCUCAACAUCUCCUACUCCAACAUCACCGGGCCGGUGGCCAACUCCAACCCCACUGGCUCCCCGUACGCCAACUCCACCGAGGUGAUGCCGGCGGCGGCGGCCGCCGCAGCCGCCACCGCCUCCUCUCUGCUGGGCCAGGCGGGCCUGGCGGGAGUCGGCGCGUUCCCGACCACCAUGUCCAGCUUCUCAGGCAACGACUUGCUCGCCAUCACCUCCGCGCUCAACACCCUGGCCAGCUACGGCUACAACACCAACUCUCUGGGGCUGGGGCUCAAUCCCGCCGCCGCUUCCGGGGUGCUAGCAGCCGUAGCGGCUAACGCCAACCCAGCAGCGGCCGCCGCGGCUAAUUUGUUAGCGUCGUACGCCAGCGACGCGUCUACCAGCGCGGCGCACCCCGCCGCCAGCCUGGGAGGCCUCUCUCUGGGGUCCCUGGCGGCCGCCACCGGCGCCACCAACGGCUACCUGAGCGCGGCGUCGCCUCUGGUGGCGUCGUCCCUCCUGGCGACGGAGAAGCUAGCAGAGGGAGCGAAGGAAGUGGUCGAGAUCGCCGUGCCAGAGAACCUCGUCGGCGCCAUCUUGGGGAAAGGCGGGAAGACGCUAGUGGAGUACCAGGAGCUGACCGGCGCCAGGAUCCAGAUCUCGAAGAAAGGCGAGUUCAUCCCGGGAACUCGGAACAGGAAGGUGACCAUCACGGGGUCGCAGGCCGCCACGCAGGCCGCGCAGUACCUGAUCAGCCAGCGGAUCACCUACGAGCAGGGCGUCCGCGCCACCAACCCACAGAAGGUGGGCUAAACCUGACAGGAAGCGAGGAGGAAAAGAGGAAAAGUGAAAAGGAAUGGGGGCUUCGGGGGAGGAGAGCAAAGAAAAAGGGAGAAUGGAAAAAAGGAGAGGAGAGAAAGAAUGUCGGAAGGAAUCGUUUGCGCCGUUUUCUUCUGCGUGUUUUCAGUAUUCUAUAUUAAAAAAAAAAAAGGAAGUUUUUUGACUCAAAGCAAAAAUGUGCUGAGAAGGCGAGGAGGGGAGGGGGAGCGAGUUAUUACGCUGAAAAACCAAGAAAAAUGUGUAAAAUGUAAAUAAGGUUUUAUUACUUAACGUCUUGACCUUUUGGGAUUUUUUUAUUGUUUUAUUUUUUGUUUUUCGUUCAGUAAAUUAAGCUGUCUGUGUAUCGUGUGGACAAAGCUGAAUGCCAUUUAGACUGGGAGGCUACAGAGUGCGGCGGGGGUCACGGGGGUCAGGGUGAGGCGGAGGGUUGGUGUUUACAGGGUGCAACGCUCCGCCGGCCCCUCCGGCCCACACGCUGUAUCCUCAGACAGAUUUUAUUUAAUCCAGAUUAUAAAUUCGCCCCUUUCGCUUCGCCCCCCCUCCCCCCUUCUUAACGGUUUAAAAAAAAAAUAGAAAGAUUGCAACUUUAGCUUGAUGUGUGGAAGCUAAGAAACGUCCUCAACUCCCGAAAACUUCGCCUCCCUCGAGUCUCGGUGAGGAGCGUGAGGGCGUUUCUUCACACACACACACACACACUUACACACACACAGGCGCAACCGGUGCAGCGCUGCAGACCCGCCUCUGCAGCAUCAUAAUAAUAAUAAUAAUAAUAAUAAUAACACUCAUGAUGGCAGUAGCUGCGUUUCCGGCACAAAUGUGCGCAAACGUUUUGUCGCUAAUUUCGCAAUUAAAAGAGAAAAUGAGUCAUUAAAAAAAACACUUCCUGUUUUCUUCUUCUUCUUCUUCUUGGUUUGUGCGAGAAUCAACAUCCGGUUGCUGGUCAUGUGACUCGUACGAUGCAAAAAAAAAAAUAUAUAUAUAUAUUUUUAAAUGUCAAAUUGCGCCGUCAUGUUGCCUGGAAACGCAGCUCACGUCGUUUCGCCACAGGAAAUCUCCACCACUGUCGCUAUUUAUUAAUACCGUCGCCCGUUUAAAGCGCAGUCUUCUUUUUUUAAAUCUGUGAAUUCAGGUUGACAUGAAUGUAAAUGAGACUUUUUGUUCUGGGUUUUGUUUUCAUGUAAGAGGAAUAGUAAUGUGUCAAAUAGUGUAAUAUAUGUCUUAUUUAUGUCCAGUUAGAGAGCCGCCCCAGGCAGGAAGAUCAUUAGGGUGAUAUAUCCAGUCAAAGAACCGGGAGCACACACACACACACACACACACACACACACACACACACACAGCUCCAUAUCUGGUGCCGCUGACAGAGAAUCCAUCAAAUCUGCUGUCUGUAGCUGAAGUGAAGCGUCCAUUUAUCGCCCGCUGCAACUAAAACUGAACCGUUUAGACGAGACGUUGUGAUGAAAACACCUGGAAAUUUGGAAAUUCUGAAAUUAUGAGAUUUAGUUUGAAAAGUUUAACAUUUUUGACUUUUUGAAAUUUUAUCAUUUUAAAGAGUCAAAGAAAUUUUUUUUACUCAAACUCAAAUUUCCAGUAUUUUUCUUGAAAAUUUCUGAGAUUUCAAAAUAGCUAACCAAAUUUUUGACUUUUCAAAAAUUUUGAAAUUUUUUUUCUAGAAAGUACUAGAGAUGAAGCUCAAAAUUUCCAAGUUUUCCUACCAAAUUUUCCCAGACGCUCAUUCGCUCGCUGAAGGAAACACCCGGCGCUUUAUGCGGCGCCGCCCAUCACGCGCCCGGCGCAGCCUGCAGUUCCAUUUCCAGUCCAGCAGGGGGCUUUAUCGGCGCUGCGGCGAAGCGCCUGCUGCAGCUGAACCUGCGUCGUUGCGCUGAGACCCGAUCUCGGCCUGUGGUCUUCCAAACCCGCCUCCCCUGUCUCAGUUGAACUGGAUCCAGCCAGAGCACUUAGGACCGACUACUGAGGAGACGCAGCGUCGAGUCGGGCGCAAACACAAACUAAAUAAAAACACUGAAACGUCGUUCGUCUGGGGGCCACCGCUAAAUCUGCGCGCAGAUUUUGUUCUUCGAAAGGCAGCAUGCAUAUCAGUGAAAGGAGAUAAACUCGCCCGUCCGACUGCCACGAGGUCAAAGGGCAGAUGUCCAGCACGCACCCGGGGAGCGGAGCUCCCGUUCGUUUACUGCCCGCUGUAGGCUGCUGAAGAUGCUGUUGUUUAUUGUGUUGAAUAUAUUUUGUGUUGUGUUUUUUUUUUUUUUUAAAGCAAAUCGGAGUACACUGAAUUAUUAUUAUAAUUUUUCUUAUUUUGUCUUAAUGCACUGUGAAGCUAGAGAGCCGCCGCCCGACCUGCUGCAGGUCGGGGCUGCAGACGGCGUCACGACUGGCAGGGAAACGAAACAAAACAAAUCCACGUAUCUGAAAAACACCCGAAGAAGUCGUCAUAUCCGAGUCCCGAGGGGAGAGACCGGGUCGAAUCAAACCAGUUCUUCAACGCAGCUCAGAGUUUCAAAGUCCAAACGCUAAAACUGAGGAGGGGGUGUGUUCUUCUAUGUUAAUUUUUUUUACUAAGCUAUAAAACAACAGCAGCACCAAUCUGAGCCCAGGUCAGGUUUGCUAGCGAACGUGUCGUUCUCAGUUGGAGCGCCAGUGAGGGUUUAAUCUCCACCGCUUGGUAAGGAGGCUUCUUUACUCCCAUCUAACUCCAUCCACACUCUGCUCACCUCCUCUUUCCCAGUGCACCCCCAUCCUGACACCCUUCUCCUCCUAACACAUCGCUCCAUGGGUGACUCUGUCUGCUGUUUUCCCCGAUCGAUGCAUGUCUGCUGCUUGCCCCAGGAAACGCCUCACAGAGAGAGUCUGCGGAGAGCUGCAGGAGGAAACGGCUCGGCAGCCGCUUUUCAGACGGAGUCCCGUUUGCACAAACUGCGGCGGCGUGUUGGAGGCGAUGAGGGCGAGGAAACGGGAGGAAGCUCGGACAAAAAAAACUGCAAAAUUUGGCAACGACUUCAGAAAUUUUCUAGAAAAAAAAAAAAAAAA